AUGAGUUGUGGGAGCAAGGUAUGGGUUCCCUUAAUUGGUGUUACUGGAUACAUUAGUUAUGCCCCAGCACUAGUAACAAGACAGUUGGGUGGAAUGCAAUAUACACCAAGAACUUUGGGUUUAACAGAUUUCUUUGGUUUAUUCAAACAUGAGCCAUACCUCAAAGAAAUGGAACUCAUUCGACAAGACUGGAAAAGGCCUAUACUAGUGAAAAAGGAAGAAGGUAGCAUGUUUGAAUCAUCUGUCAGCCAGAAUUAUGCAGUUUGGAGAAAUGGAAAGCUUUCUAGGGUCAUUGAGUCUUCAAAACCUGAACAUCCGGAGUCCGCAAUAGAGCAACCAAAAAGAAAAAGGAUUGAUCAUGAGGAAGAACUAAGAAGACAGUUAAAGAGAUGCAGCACAAACCUCGGCAAAAGCAAAAGGCAAACACAAAUCCUGGAACAACAAUUAGAAGAAGAAAAUACAAUGAGGAAUUGUUUGAACCAACAAUUAGAAGAGAAAGAGGAACAAUUAACAUCUUGCAAACAAUGGCAGAGAAGGGCAGAGAUAGCUGAAGCACUAGCUAAACAAAUCCAGGAUGAGUUGAAGGGUCUCAGAAUUGAAAAUGAUAAACUGGUUCAUAAACAUAGCCUCACAGAAAAAGAGUUGGCCAAAAUCAAGAAAUCAGCGCAUGACAAGAUAAAUAUAGAUAAAGAGAUAUUGUUGGAAGAGGAGAGAAGUAUGAGAAAGGCUGCUGAGGCUGAUAUGAGAGAUUACCAACAAAGGGCCGAGUAUUCAAAAGAACAGAUAAUCAUUCUACAAUCCAAGCUGGAGAUGCAAGAAGUGGGGUUGAGAAGUGAUUAUGGUGUGAUAGAAGAAGAGUUACAUGAGCUGAAGCAAGAGUACCAGGAAUGUCAAGACUAUAUUAACAGCUUUGCAGUUCAAAUGAACUCCAAAAACGCCGAGCUAGACAUUGAAAGAGAAGAAUUACAAAGAGCUAAGGCUACAUUAUCACUGUUAGAAACAAUGGUCCGAACAUUGGAAAGAAGCAAUGAAGUCUUGGGAGCCAACAACGAAGUGAGCAUCACAAAUAACACUUUCUUGCAUGACCAAAUAAGACAUAUGGCGAAACAAGUCGAGCAAGUGGCCCGCUAUGCCUAG
This is a messenger RNA of Populus euphratica (Euphrates poplar), 1137 nucleotides long. Its product is annotated as protein CFAP45, mitochondrial-like. The record is from RefSeq and is a predicted model, not a curated record. Bases 1 to 1137 code for a protein of 378 amino acids. NCBI's taxonomy places the organism in Eukaryota, Viridiplantae, Streptophyta, Magnoliopsida, Malpighiales, Salicaceae. The transcript has 2 exons.